AUGUCCUCCUUUCGGAGAUUUGCCCCGAUUUCCGCUCAGAGAUCGAUUCCUAGUGGCCCGAAACUCUCUGGGACAAAAUCAUGGCUCUAUGGGCAAAGUCUCAUUUCCACUGGAUGCAAAGAUUUGGACACUGCUCUCGGUUCCGGGAUUCCUUUGGGGUCCAUUGUUGUUUUAUCGGAGGAACUAUUCUGCUCUCAGAUGAGAACCUUCGAAAAGUUGUUUGUUUCGGAAGGUAUUCGCUCUAAGCAACGAGUUCUGAUCAUUUCUUCUCUUCCCAAAGAUGAGGUGGAUGAUUUUCUAACAAAGAUGCCUGCACUGAAAGAAGUUCCUGAGCCAACGAAAAAGGAAGCGCCAAAGUCUGCAUUCAGGAGUCUCGAGUCGUCGUCCUUGCAACCCAUCUUGCCCAAGUAUGCCAACGCUGUAGAUUCGGUUGAAUUUUGCCAUGGCUUCGAUUUGAGUAAAUGGGAGCAGGAUAUGUCAUUAUUUUCGUCUGUGGUGAUCGUUCAUGUGGAUAAUGACCCCGCUUUCUUCGUGAAGAAAGUGAUCUCAGCAGUCCAUUCGUUUGUCUCCCUCUGUUCGAAAGAAUCUGUUGUGGGUCGAAUUAUAUUGGAUGUUGCAGAGAUCCUCGGGCAGGACGAACGACUGCAAAUGGAGCUGUUUUCACGACUUCCCUCCCUUCUUCGCUCCAGCAACUGCGUUUUGCUGACACUCCUUUUGGGUGAGCUGAACGGAAUGAAAGCUCUCCGCUUCGCUAAUUGUAUCGUUCAUCUUCAGCCUUGGCAAGACAUCACGCCGCCGACCGAGUACAGAGACACAACGAGUCUGCUGCACGUUCUUCGGUUGCCAUCGCAGCUGUCUUUGUAUACGAAUCCGAAGAAUAUUUUCAUUUACGGAAUCAAGCGAACAACACACUCGCUACGACUAUCCGAACUGCGAAUCCCUCCGCAAGGUCAUUCAUUAGAGUUGUUUUAG
This is a messenger RNA of Blastocystis hominis, 972 nucleotides long. RefSeq lists its product as hypothetical. Gene Ontology annotation, cellular component: transcription elongation factor complex; cytoplasm; elongator holoenzyme complex. Lineage: Eukaryota; Bigyra; Opalinata; Blastocystidae. The transcript has 4 exons. The coding region runs from base 1 to 972 and encodes 323 amino acids. The record is from RefSeq and is a predicted model, not a curated record. Gene Ontology annotation, biological process: tRNA wobble uridine modification.